AUGAGCUUCACUGAAACAACAGUAGCCUGGGUCAACUCCACACAUUCUCUCUUAUCCAAAACAAACGUCUAUAUCCUGUGCCUAAUCCUCUUUGGCGCCUACCUUAUCCUUGUUCGGUCUCUUCGAUACAAGUAUAUAAACAAUCUGCGGAAACAAUACCCUGAUCCUCAGGUUGUCUUUGAAGAUUACGAUGCUGCCGAAGCAAUAUUCAGUCAUGCAUUUAGAAGAGAAUUCCCCAUAAUUUCACGCGAAUCACUGGAAUUUGCGUUGUUCAAGACAUUCGUUGUUCCUUCAAUAAGCAAAACCUUGGUUGCAUCAACUAUAUUCGAGAAAGACUGUGCAAAGAGAGCAGACGACACAGAGCUUAUCCUAGGUGAAAUUGCAGAUCCUUAUCCUCGAAUCCAGAACCACAUGAAGAUCUGUCCGUUCAUAAGUGAAAUGGACAUCAUGAACCAAAGAGGACGAGCAACCCAAGCAAUAAACCGAUUGAACGACAUCCAUGCAAAGCACAAUAUCCGUAACGAUGAUCACAUUUACACAGUCGGUCUAUUUGUAGCAGAGCCAAUUCGAUGGAUUGCCCAGUUUGAGUGGAGAGAGCUUGACGAACGAGAAAUAAACGCAAUGUUUGUUAUUUGGGCUGAUUUAGGAAAAAAGAUGAAAAUCAAAGAUAUUCCAGCAACACCACAAGAACUUACAGCAUUCAGACAGCAUUAUGAAAAGACCGUGGUUCGAUACAGCAAAUCAAACUGGAAAUGUGCACAACACACAAUUGACCAUCUCUUGUCUCGGAUACCAAAACUGUUCUGGCCAAUUGUUUACAAGAUUAUUCCAUGUGUUCUGGAUGAGCACGAUAUUGUUGCGUUUGGAAUAGAGCCUCCAUCACCAAUUUUCAAGACCAUUUUCUGGUACACUAUGCGUUUGCGAGCAAAUUUCAUUCGCUACCUCUGUCUUCCUCGCACUGACUUUGUUAUCCGAACACCAUACUCACCCAACGCCCAAGGACGAUUCACACCCGUCUAUGAUGUCUAUAAAUCCAUCUACACGACCGGUUACAACAUCUUUGAAUUAGGGCACAUCAAAGGAGAAUCAGCAUCAAAAUGCCCAAUGAGUCGAUAA
This is a messenger RNA of Phycomyces blakesleeanus NRRL 1555(-), 1116 nucleotides long. RefSeq lists its product as hypothetical. Gene Ontology annotation, molecular function: oxidoreductase activity. Lineage: Eukaryota; Fungi; Mucoromycota; Mucoromycetes; Mucorales; Phycomycetaceae. The transcript is spliced from 4 exons. The coding region runs from base 1 to 1116 and encodes 371 amino acids. The record is from RefSeq and is a predicted model, not a curated record.